Molecule: messenger RNA, 3130 nt
Organism: Amblyraja radiata (thorny skate)
Lineage: Eukaryota; Metazoa; Chordata; Chondrichthyes; Rajiformes; Rajidae
Gene: hoxb9a
Product: homeobox B9a
Exons: 2
Coding region: 866-1651 (261 amino acids)
Biological process (GO): proximal/distal pattern formation; embryonic skeletal system morphogenesis; DNA-templated transcription
Cellular component (GO): nucleus
Molecular function (GO): DNA-binding transcription factor activity, RNA polymerase II-specific; RNA polymerase II cis-regulatory region sequence-specific DNA binding
Source: RefSeq, a predicted model, not a curated record
GACUUCCUAUACAUGUAAAAUAGCCUUGUUAGGGAAUUAAAACGCAAACCCCUGUGAUUCAGAGUAUUAUGAAGCAAUGUCGUUAAUGCAUGGGUCAGCCUCAAAAUAAAUACAAUCGGAACAAAAGGAUCUUAUGAACAACGAGUUAUCAUUAAAUUAAUCGAGUCCAGUACGAAUGUUGUCCAAAUUAAAAUAUGAUGGAGAACUACAAAGUCUUGACUUGUCAAUUAUCAGGAAGUACACUUUCACCACAAACCCUCCCGUGUAAAAAAAGCUUUGAACAUAUUGAACUCACAUGCGUUUUGUUCCCAGCACUGGUUUCUCAGACGAAUAUUCGUAAUUCAAAAUUAGGUUUCCAACCCCGCCAGAGUCGCUGGUUUACUUUGCCCAUCACAACACAAGGAAACGUGCGAGAAUUGUGUGGCAGAGUAAUUGGGUUUAAAGCUACUUUCUGUUAUCGGUUUAAGAUAAUAACAGCAAUAAUAAGACUGCCGAUUAUGAGCCCUGGUGUGAGAAUUUGUCACAUGAGAUAAGAUUAAUUAACAGGCAAAGUAGUCCCUCUGAAAACUAUUAUUUUUUAAUUUAAUCCAGCGCUGCAUUGUUACAGAUUUUGUACUAUAUAUGUUUAUACGCAUUAGUGUUCCUUGUUUAAAACACGAUUUCACCUCUAAACGUAUAUAAUACGAGGGGCCAUGUUAAUUGUUUAACCCCCAUUGCGGAUUGAUUUACGUUUUAUUGUCGCUUUGUCAGCCUCAUGAAAACUUUAACCAAUCAUUUCGCAGAUAGCCCACAACAUAUUAGCUAACUCUACUUUGUUAGUUGAGAAGUUGAGGGAACAAUUUCUAGCCUUACAUAUAAUUUCCCAAUGAAUCGCCGUGUAUGGUGUUUAACAAUGACGAUGUCCGGUGCUAUUAGUAACUAUUUUGUCGAUUCGCUUAUAAGUCAUGAUAGCGAAGGGACUGCUGCAACAAAGUUAACUUCGGGGCAAUACAUAGUCUCCAGACAGCCUGGUCUUAGCGAACAUUCCGACUUCCCCGCUUGUAAUUUUCAGACGAAAGCUUCGGUGUUCGGCACCUCUUGGACACCGGUGUACCCUCAGCCUCCCGCCAAUGUGUCCACGUUAUACCAUCCAUAUGUCCAACCUCACCCCAUCCCGUCCGAAAGCAGGUAUAUGCGAUCCUGGCUGGAGCCAACCCCCAGAGCUGUGGCCGUCGCCGGGAUACCUACCAGUGGUCACGACUCAUUGAAAACGGAGCCCCUCGCGGGUCACGGCGUCCAAACCUUACCAGCGGCGCUACAAAAGUUGCACGGGGAAUCCUUGGAGAGUGAAAUCAUGAGGUCCGGGAAAGCGCCAUGCUAUGAGGACAGCUUAUAUGAAGAGAAAGGAGACAAAGAGGCGUCAUUACAAAGCAACCCUUCGGCAAAUUGGCUACAUGCUCGCUCGACCAGGAAGAAAAGGUGUCCUUACAGCAAGUACCAGACCUUGGAGUUGGAGAAAGAAUUUCUGUUCAACAUGUACCUCACCCGAGAGCGGAGACACGAGGUGGCUCGUCUUCUCAACCUGACGGAGAGACAAGUCAAAAUCUGGUUUCAAAACAGAAGGAUGAAGAUGAAAAGACUCAACAAGGAGCAUGCGAAGGACUUCAAGUGACGAGUUGAAAAUUCUUAUGGAACUUUAGCGCGUCGGCGGUUAUUGGCCCCAGUGCAACAUAGCCGUAAACCACAGUAAUUCAGAGAAAAAAAUCACCGCAAAGAAUAGCCUGAAUGUAAGGUAUUAACAACCCAGCAAUUCGGCUAUUUAUUUCCAACAUUUUAGAGAAUUCAUUCAGGGAAUAGAGUCACGUGUAGAGAAUUUUAUGACAGGAUAUUAUGAGAUACAACUUCCUCUCAUUCACAACCCCUUCUAUUAGCCAGAGAGAGAGAGAGAGAGAGAGAGAGAGAUAGCAGCGAGCUUUUAUUCCUACUCAGUCCUCUUGGCGGUUUAAAAAUAAAUUUCAGGUUAUAUAUAAAUUAUUACAAUUUCUGUGAAUCUUUUAGGGACGGUCUGUGUGGCGGAUCUCGCUGCAGUUCCACGUUUUAGAGAGAAAAUGAUCUUUAACCUACGAUUAUAUAUAUUGUAAUCUUUUCCGUUCGAACUGAUUUAACACGACUUACUAUCAAUUGUUUACAGGCAAAGGUGAAUGUUUAAUAACACGUUGUUAAACGCGUCACACUGCGAUUGUUUCACGCGACUCCCCUCGUCAUUUUGAUUUUGGGGGCAUGCUUUCUUCCACAGAAUUGUGGUUACUAUUUAAACCGAAUGAUGGUGUACAUUAUGAUGUCUGUUUCUGUAGACUCUAGUUUGUGUGUUUUUUUGGGUGAGUUUGGGGCCUGUCUUCUUAUUUUUGGGUUUAAAACGCAUAACCGCGCACCCAAAAUUGAAACGAGCAGUUGUCACGUUUCGUUGACUAUAAUCUUGGUUGAGUGUUUUUUGUGUUAAUCUCUGGGCAACUAUUAUUACCACGUGGCUUUUUUUUUUAAAAGAUAAGGGCUUAAUACUUAGGAAACAGGACAAGUAGGGUCGAGACCAAAAUUUAACAAUGCACACGAUAGGAUUUCAUAACGUUAUGAAAACACACAGGCUAGGAAUAAUCUGACGAAGUUACCCAGAUGACCAUUACCCACCACCACGCAAGAAAGGAAAUCAACAAAUAGAUCAUUUAAAAAAGAGAUACACUUUAGUAAAAAAAAAAAAACACAUUCCUGAAGGGAAUUUGUAAAUAUUUCUGCGUAUUUUUAUGUCUGUCCGGUUGGAGCUGGUGUUUAUACUCCGAAUUUUAUAGGUUUGUGCCGAUUUUACAUUUAAAAUAAUCCAAUCAACUGACUGGCAUAAACACACCAAAUCUGGGUGGCUUCUACUAGUGUUUGUUUCUCUACCGGAACUGUACAACAGCAGCAGCGCGCGGUUGCACUAUUUAACGUGAUUUUAUAUUAUUAAUCAUAGACAAACUAAGAAUUGAAAUCCACUGAAUGAUGUAAAAAACAAUUGAACUCGCCGUUCUCGGUGAACCUAACACCACAAUCAAUAGAUGGAAAUAUGUGAAUGUAUGACCAACAUACUGCAAAAUAAAUGCUGCUGAUAAAAUGAAAA